AUGUCCGCCUUGAACGAUCCCGGAGGCGAUGAGGCCAACUGCCCGAGGACAUCCUUUGAACCGGCUGAGGAAAAAGAGAGCGACGCCCCCAACACUCAGCGGGCGCGGUGUGCUGAAGCGCGUUCUGUGCGUUCCGUGCGUUCUGCGAACGUGCACGGUGUGCUGCAUGAUGUGGCAAAGACGGAGUUGGCUUCGUGGAAAGCGGCGCUGCGGACGUACGGCUGGGCCCUGGGGAAGACGCGGGUCUUUCUCAAGCAGGAGCCCUACGAAGCGCUGCGCCAGCACCGCGCCACGCUGCGCACGGCGGCCGCCACGCGGCUGCAGAGCAUGGCACGCGGCCGGCGCCAGCGCCAGGCGUUUCUGCUGAUGUGCCGCGGCUUCUUACGACUGCAGGCGCGGCAGCGUGGCGUGCUGGCACGACAGCAGGUGCGCAGCUGGCGCCGCAACAAGGCGGCCACCCAGCUGGCGGCGCAUCUCCGCACGUUUGGCGCCGUGGGUCGCUGGCGGCGCGUGCAGAGGGCCACCCUGCGGCUGCAGAGUUGGCAGAGAGGACACACGCAGAGAGCCCAGUAUCAGGUGGAGGUCGCUCGUGUGCUGCGCCUGCAACGCUGGUGGCGCUCCACCAAGAAGCGGCGCCGCUUCGGGCAGCUGCAGCAGAGCGUCCGGAAGCUGCAGGCCGUGGCACGUGGCUGGCACGGCCGCCGAGAGGCCACGGAGCGGCGCGUGCAGCGCUUCCGCUUGCGUCGAGCGGUCACCCGCCUGGUCCGACUGCGGCGGCGGCAUCAACGAGAGAAGGCCUUCCGUUGGAAGAUGAUGGAGAUGUAUCGAAGAGUGCCCGAUGCACCGACCGCGAAGAGCAAAGAUGAUCUCAUCAAAGAGGUCCUCUUCUUGCGGCAGCUUUGCGAAGAACGCGACACGGAGAUCCAAGACCUCCAGGAGCGCAACGACACCUGGCGCCAGCAGAUCGAGUACUUGAGGCAUCGCAUCUUCUGGCGUUUGCGGGAUUGCCUCCGGCUUGCGGACUGGGGUCAGAUGUCUCAGGCGGAGUGGGAUGUAGCUUGGGUCAGGAAUGGUGGAUGGACAGACCUUUGGGACUUCCCGGACGCCUGGCAUCCACGCAUCGCUUUGGCUCGGGCGGCCUACGCCACCGAGGAGCUGGUGCUGAUGGAUGAUCCCUUCGUGAGUUUCAGCAAGGAUGAGGUGGACCACUUCUUGCAGGUCUUCGAGGAGUCGCCGCUCUUCGCGCACCGCUCCUGCGUCGUGACCGUGGGGAGCGCGGCGCCGUUGCCGCGGCCGGCGCCAGGGCGUCGGUUUUGGCUCUUGGAAGGUGGCACCAUGCAGGAGGUGUCAGAGCCGCCCGAUUUCCUGAACAACGAGGCCUUUCGCCCGCAGCGCGCGCUUCACACCGCACCGGAGCCGACGAGCCUCGUCUGUGGUGGGAAGUCGUCGCUUCAGUCGGAGAGAGCAGGCUCCAUUUGGGGCAAUGCCUUGCGCUUCUUAUCGUUGGCUCCGGGCCAUUCCUUCCUGUGGCUCUUGGUGCUCUUCAGCGACCAACUCUUGCAGAUUGCCGUGGACUGGUGGAUCCUCACGACCGCGGUGAUGGGACCCGUCUCAGACACUUGGCUCACCGAACAGGUGUGGCUCUUCAUUGCAGUGGGAGUGGCCAUGGUCCACCUCCUCUUGAAGCUUUCGGUGGCGCAGCUGGGCGCGCGCUGCUACGUGGCCUGCUGCCUUGCGCAGACGAAGUCGCACGAGUCGCGCAGUGAGGAGCGGGCCAUGGACCUGCACUUCCCUGGGCAGCUUUGGGGGCUUUUGGCCGGUUUCUGUACUUUUCUGGGCUUCUUGAGCCUCAGCCACCUCCGUUUGGGCCUUUGGGCCUUGGCGCUGCUGCCCUUAUACCUCUCCCGGGCGCUCACCGCCACGUCCUCGCACCGAGCGCGCCGGCUCGGCGCCGGUCCGGGCGCCGCGCUGGAGCCGCUGGCGUUGGGGGCGGCGGCUGGGCUACUGGCGGGUGAGGAGAAGCAGCUGGAAACUUGUGAGGAGAAGAUCUUGUCAUCCUUGCUGCUGGAGCGAGAGAGCAGGCCACAGCUCGUACAGCUCGGGGAUUGCCUCAGCGCUUUGUACACCAUCACGGCGCUGCUGCUCGGGAGCCGUUUCAGUGCCCUCCAGGCCAUGUUGACACUCGCGCCUUUCGGAAUGCUGCUGCACUUCGUGGUGCCCUGGACGGAUGCCUUGUACCAGUCAGAGGCCUUGGCAGCUCCGUCCGAGGUAGCUUCAAAGCCAAAGUGA
Durusdinium trenchii is the source of this 2289-nucleotide messenger RNA. Lineage: Eukaryota; Dinophyceae; Suessiales; Symbiodiniaceae. The record is from the annotation of a GenBank genome assembly.